AGCGACAGAUAGUGGGUUUGGCUUGCUGAAGAGGAGAAAGCGCUUUGGAGCCGAGCUCAGUAAACACACUCCCACACACACACACACACACACACAGAGGCACGCAUAGUUCGGGAGGAUUUCCAAUUUUUUUCCCGGAAAUUCUUUGCUUCUUUACGCUGAUAAAGACGGCAUUACAUGAGUGAGAAAACAUCUGAGGAUUUACAAGGAUUUCAGUACUCCAGCGCCGGUUCGAGUGGCGCGUUCAGCUUGAAAUUGCACAUUUUUCCAGCAUGAGCCGUCCAUUUAACAGGAAAAAAGAAAAAUCUUGGAUGCAUACGCCCGAGGCCCUGGCCAAGCAUUUUAUAGCCUACAAUGCCAAGUUUCUGGGGAACACAGAGGUCGAUCAGCCCAAAGGAUCCGAGGUGGUGAGAGAUGCAGUACGAAAACUCAAGUUUCAAAGACAUAUCAAGAAGUCAGAGGGACAGAAGAUCCCCAAAGUGGAGUUGCAAAUCUCAAUCUAUGGAGUGAAGAUACUAGAUCCCAAAUCAAAGGAAGUGCAGCACAAUUGCCAGUUGCACCGGAUAUCCUUCUGCGCAGAUGAUAAAACAGAUAAAAGGAUAUUUACAUUUAUCUGCAAAGACUCCGAGUCUAACAAACAUCUCUGCUACGUGUUCGACAGUGAAAAAUGUGCAGAAGAGAUCACUUUGACUAUUGGCCAGGCGUUCGAUCUGGCAUACAAAAAGUUCUUGGAGUCAGGAGGGAAGGACGUGGAGACCAGGAAACAAAUAGCGAGCCUGCAGAAAAGAAUUCAGGAGCUUGAGACUGAAAACUCGGAAUUGAAAAAGCAAUUGCAGACGCUGGAGGAACAACUUCUCAUCGCUCAAGUUCCUCCUUUGCUUCACAUUAACUCUGCUAACGAAGCCUACAUGCUGCAGAGACCCUCGUCUCUCUUCUGGUGUCACAAUCUGACCUCCUUCUCCUGUCUAGAAAUCUCUUCUGUCACACUAACGCCAAUGAGCUCUCCCGACUCCAGCGUAUCGGCUGGAGUUUUGACUCCUCCUCCUGCCAAACCUGCUCUGCCGAAGCCUCCCACCGGAGCGGGGCUGCCUCGGCCAAGAGGCGUCAACAACUCCAGAGUUCCCACGGAUAUUUUUGACAUGGUUCCGUUUUCUCCAGUGGCACCUCUGGUUCCUCUCCCGGCCAGUAAUUCUUCACCUCCUCCACCUCCAGUGAGACCAACAGAAAUCAGAAGGGACCUGUUUGGUGCCGAGCCCUUCGACCCCUUCAUUUGCGGCGGUGCUGACUUUCCCCCAGACGUCCAGUCGCGGCUAGAUGAGAUGCAGGAGGGGUUCAAAAUGGGACUAACAGUAGAGGGCACUGUUUUUUCCCUUGAUCCGCUCGACGGUCGCUGCUGAUGCCAAGAAGACAUUUCUUUUGUUACUUAACUGUUUGCCCAUUUGUAUUAAAGUGCCAAAAUUUGGGGUCUACAGUCAAGUUGUCAGUGUUUUCACCAUGAGAUUUGUAUGUAUUUGAAUUUGGUAUUUGCUUUACAAAAAGAACGUAUAUUAAAAAAGCAGAAUGGCAGAUCACUAUUUUUGUAUGAACUGGCACUUGGUCAUGGAGUUCGGUCAUGGUAGCUUGUGCGUGUGUGUGUGUGUGUGUGUGUGUAUGAGCACUGAUUGAUGCAGGUAAUUUAAAACCAAUGGUACAAUCUGAAAUGAAGAUUUCAUAAGGCACACCAUGUUCUCUCGAUGUGUUCAUACAGAUGUUGAUGAUCUCAUUGUUAAUUUGUUCUAACACCAAGACAAAAGUCCACUCCAUGAUGGCAUGCAGCAUUGUUUUAAUUAAUACACUUACAAAUACUGGAAUAUUAAACUUACCCUUUGUUAACUAUAGAUUACGUUUCAUUAUAGUUUUUCUUUGUUACUCUCAUUGAAAUCAUUGUAAUAUUUUCUUAACUGGACGUUAAUAUUUUUGAUGGAUUUUAUAACUCUGUAGCUGGAUGGUUUGUGUAAUAAUGUGUACUUGUACUGCAUUUUAAUUUGGUAUUAUUAUCUAUUUUAGUAUAUUCUCGCACCAGGAAGCACUUUGGGAAAGAAAAGAAGAAUUCUGUCCAUAUAUUGACCUAAUUAUUAUUAUAAUUUUUUUUUUUACUUUGUAUGCAAUAUUUUAGCUGUUGUAGUCAUUAAAGACAGUAAAAUGUGA
Molecule: messenger RNA, 2187 nt
Organism: Clarias gariepinus (North African catfish)
Lineage: Eukaryota; Metazoa; Chordata; Actinopteri; Siluriformes; Clariidae
Gene: gulp1a
Product: GULP PTB domain containing engulfment adaptor 1a
Exons: 13
Coding region: 273-1397 (374 amino acids)
Source: RefSeq, a predicted model, not a curated record